Dreissena polymorpha is the source of this 2885-nucleotide messenger RNA. RefSeq lists its product as uncharacterized. The transcript has 2 exons. Bases 8 to 505 code for a protein of 165 amino acids. Lineage: Eukaryota; Metazoa; Mollusca; Bivalvia; Myida; Dreissenidae. The record is from RefSeq and is a predicted model, not a curated record.
UUCCAGCAUGGCGCCCGUAAACAUUAUGAACACGGAAGUGCCUGGUCGUUUCCGGUUUUUCGGGCAGGGGGGGAUGAGGGCCCAGCGGCCUCAUCAACAAUUGCUUGAAAGGAUGUUAAGAUGGGAACCAGAUGUAGUUAUCGUCGUCCUUGGGGGAAACGAUAUCACUUCAAGGUGCCAGCCACGUGAUAUUAGUCUGGACAUCCUUAAGUUGUGUCGACUGGUGAAGGCCCGAGGUGUUGCAACCGUGGUGGUGGCCGGCAUUUGCCAGAGGUGGGCAUUUCGCGAUAACGCCCUUACAUCAGACCGCUUCACGGCCAUAGGCAGCGCUAUCAAUCGUUAUGUCAGGAGAUAUUUUCCGGUAUCAUUCAUGGUUCACGUGCGGGAGGAUGUCCACUGGCUUUCAGACGGCGUACAUCUAAGUGACGAAGGAAUGGCAGAAUUUAUGGAGAGUCUAAGGCUGAAGUUGGCCAAGAUUUUUAAACCUAAGGACUUAGUAUUGUAAACAAGGGCUGUUUGUAAAACAUGCAUGCCCCCCAUAUGGGCUCUCCGUUGUAGUGACAGCCAUUGUGUGAAUAUGUUUUUUGUCACUGUGACCUUGACCUUUGACCUAGUGACCUGAAAAUCAAUAGGGGUCAUCUGCCAGUCAUAAUCACUGUACCUAUAAAGUUUCAUGAUCCUAGCCAUAAGCGUUCUUGAGUUAUCAUCGGGAAACCAUCUUACUAUUUCAGGUCAGCGUGACCUUGACCUUUGAUUUAGUGACCUGAAAAUUAAUAGGGGUCAACUGCGAGUCAUGAUCAAUCUACCUAUCAAGUUUCAUGAUCCUAGGCAUAAUCGUUCUUGAGUUAUCAAACCGAAACCAUUUUAGUAUUUUGAGUCAUCGUGACCUUGACCUUUGAUCUAGUGACCUGAAAAUCAAUAGGGGUCAUCUGCGAGUCAUGAUCAAUAAACCUAUGAAGUUUCAUGAUCUUAGGCAUAAGCGUUCUUGAGUUAUCAUCCGGACACCAUUUUACUAUUUCAGGUCACCGUGACCUUGACCUUUGAUAUAGUGACCUGAAAAUCAAAAGGGGUCAACUGCGAGUCAUGAUCAAUCUACCUAUCAAGUUUCAUGAUCCUAGGCAUAAGCGUUCUUGUGUUAUCAUCGGGAAACCAUUUUACUAUUUCGGGUCACCUUGACCUAGUGACCUGCAAAUCAAUAGGGGUAAUCUGCGAGUCAUGGUCCAUGUACCUAUGAAGUUUCAUGAUCCUAGGCCUAAGCGUUCUUGAGUUAACAUUCGGAAACCAUUUUACUAUUUCGGGUCACUGUGACCUUGACCUUUGACCUAGUGACCUGAAAAUCAAUAGGGGUCAUCUGCCAGCCAUAAUCAAUUUACCUACAAAGUUUCAUGAUCCUAGGCAUAAGCGUUCUUGAGUUAUCAUCUGGAAACUAUUUUACUAUUUCGGGACACUGUGACCUUGACCUUUGACCUAGUGACCUGAAAAUCAAUAGGGGUCAUCUACGAGUCAUGAUCAAUCUACCUAUCAAGUUUCAUGAUCCUAGGCCUAAGCGUUCUUGAGUUUUCAUCCGGAAACCAUUUUACUAUUUCGGGUCACCGUGACCUUUGACCUAGUGACCUCAAAAUCAAUAGGGGUCAUCUGCGAGUCAUGAUCAAUGUACCUAUGAAGUUUCAUGAUCCUAGCCCCAAGCGUUCUUGAGUUAUCAUCCGGAAACAACCUGGUGGACGAACCAAUCGACAGACAGACCGACAUGUGCAAAGCAUAAAAAGGGGGGCAUAAAAAGAAUGCAUGUGUGUGCCUCCGAACACAAGUGACACUCGGAUUUUUUUGUAGUGCUGUGCCUCCGAACACAUGUGACACUCGGAAUUUUAUUUAAGUGCUGUGCCUCUAAACACAAGUGACACUCGGAUUUUUUGUAGUGCUGUGCCUCCGAACACAAGUGACACUCGGAUUUUUUUGUAGUGCUGUGCCUCCGAACACAUGUGACACUCGGAAUUUUGUUAAGUGCUGUGCCUCCGAACACAAGUGACAGUCGGAUUUUUUGUAGUGCUGUGCCUCCUAACACAAGUGACACUCGGAUUUUUUGUAGUGCUGUGCCUCCGAACACAUGUGACACUAGGAUUUUUUUUUAAGUGCUGUGCCUCCGAACACACGUGAUACUCGGAUUUUUUGUAGUGCUGUGCCUCCGAACACAAGUGACACUCGGAUUUUUUUGUAGUGCUGUGCCUCCGAACACAUGUGACACUCUGAAUUUUUUUAAGUGCUGUGCCUCCGAACACAAGUGACACUCGGAUUUUUUGUAGUGCUGUGCCUCCUAACACAAGUGACACUCGGAUUUUUUGUAGUGCUGUGCCUCUGAACACACGUGACACUAGGAUUUUUUUUUAAGUGCUGUGCCUCCGAACACACGUAACACUCGGAUUUUUUUUAAGUGCUGUGCCUCCGAACACAAGUGACACUCGGAUUUUUAAACUACAAAUGGAAGAAAAAGCCCGAUAAGGCGAUAUAAGCCGAACCUAGCAACAAUGAAUCUAGUGGUGCCCCUUGCAGAGCCCUGAAUCCAUUUUAGGGAAAGAGGCUCGCUACCCUCAUGAGGGGAAUUUUUUGCAGCGUUUCGCUUUUGGGGGGGGAUUUUUUUACUUUUACUCUCAUUAUUACAUUUUAGGGGGAAUUUUUCCCCCAAAAGGGGAAAAAAGUAUACUUUUCAGUUGGGGGACUGCGGCUGAAAUUCGGCCACAGAUUUGAAAGAUUGAGGGCCCUGCGUUGAUACCCCUGCCACUGAGCAGCUAAUACGAGUUAUAACUAGAAUUGAAUGCGUCGAUUCGAUUACGAUACCAACCCUACUUAAUUCAAUUUAAUUCUUUAAUAUAUAGACAUAGAUACGUAGA